AAAAAAGCAACAAGCAUUAUAUAUUUUCUUUGACGUAUUUGAUGUCAGCAGAAAUGUUUCAUUGAUUUUUCUGUUAACUUUUAAUGCAUCCCAUUUGUGGAGUAAUGAAAAGGCAAUGAUAAUUGCCAUAAUGUAAUCAAAACUUGUAUCCUACCUAAAAAUUAGUUUUCAGAAAACUCAUUGUGUUGUAAUCAGAAGUGAGACCUAAGAGGGCAGAGAGGUUCCCCUGAGUGUGAACUCCUUUUCCCACUUAGGUACUCUUUAAUGUGAUGGGCUUGGGGGAGUUAGUUAUAUAGCAGGGGUUUUUAAGUUAUAAUGGUCAUAGCUGUUAACCUAUAAGCAUUUGUGCUUCCAACGUUCAGAGGAAGUGCACUUUUAUUUCUGCCACUGUGUAUGGCAGCUACACUCUUAGCUUUCCCUCCUUACCUCCAUUAUCUAUUGGUCUUUGCUACCACAUUUAUAUUAUUUGGCUGUGUUUUGUGGGUAAUAUUCCACUAUUAAUGGUAUGAUAUUAUGUUGCUUUGCUGGGCUUUUAAAAUAAUCAAAUAUUCUAUUUUUAGUAUCUAUCAUUAUGUAAAAUAUUCUAUAUGCUAUUUUCUUGCUGUAUUGGUUUUAUGUUUUUGCAUCUCAGCUCCUCUGUCCUGCUUUUAUUCUUGCGUUUCUUCUUUCUGAUGGAAUAUAGCAGGUUACAUUAACGCUCUCUAUUACCCUAACUUGUGUAGCGAGAGUAAAUUAAUAUUUUACAGCAUUUGCAUCAUGUUUGACUGUUCCCUGCACUUCAGCAGAAUAGGAGGAGACUGUAAUUUGGACUCUAUAAAGCCUUAUCUGCCAGGUGAUAUGUAAAUAGGAUUGUGUGCACACGCAUCGAUAUACAAGCAAACAUUGUCUCAGCUGUGAGCUCAUAAAGCUCUGUCUGCAAAGCCACAGAACCUGCACCUUGUUUGAAAACGAUUAUCAAGUAUUUUGAUACUUCAUUUGAGAUGUUACUGCAUAAAUGCAAGACCCCCUUAAAAAAAGUACUGUGCAAGAUUAAAUAGAAUUUUGUGAGCUUCUAUUAAACUUGGCUACUAUUUAUAAUUUGUAACUCAACAAGCUUCUUCAUGGAGUGUCUAAAGACAGUGUGUUUUAAGGACUCAAAAGAUAUUAUAGCCUAGAACAACUUACCUUCUCCCUGUACACGCGUAUUACACAUGGGGAAACCAAGGACUGGAAAAAUGACUUCUUGUGCAUAUCAGUCCCAGGCAUGCAACAGAUGCUUUAAUAAAUGCUUGGUCUUUACCUCACAAAAACUACUGCAACACCAAGCUCCCUGAUGGAAAGGAGCAUCGUGAAGCAAGUCACCAGGGUGGUUCAUUCAAGCCGUGGGUUUAUUUGUCAUCCUUGUGUGACAGUCUCCUCCUCCAUCACCACUACAGGGAAGUGCAUCAGCUAUCAGCAUACCGGAGCAUAAUGAACGAGUUUAUUUUGAGGCCUCAAAAGUAGUGCUGCUACAGACCCGGAGCAAGCGGGAGAGAACGGACUUCAUUUCCAAAGGUCUUGAAACACAAACGAUUUUUGGUCCAUGCAUUUUCCAUUGAGUUUCUCUGCUGCCACCCUUUCUACUCAAGCAACGUCUGUGUGAAAAGAUCCACUGGGAAUGAAUUGACUGCUUGUGUUUCUACAUUGUGAUGAAAGCACAUGGUUACAGUGUUCCAAAGAAAUUAGACCAUUUUCCUGGUGAGGAGAAAUCAGCCUGCUGUUUUCGUCGGGUCUUUCUCAUUUCUCUGUGAAAGGAAAAAGGACCUCUCCUGAGCCCAGGCGCUCUCCGGCUUCUGGUGGCAGGUCUCCAUGGUGAAGGACAGGCUGGGACUACCUGUGAAAGGUGCACAGUGAAUGUUAAGGAAAAAAUCUAAAGCUGGAAGAAGAAGAUGUGGAGAAUCUGUAGCAUCUAAAGAAUGCAAAUAUGCUCUUCUGUAGCUCGCUGCUGGGUAACGCUGAACCUGGACUCUCAUCCAGAGCUGCUGUUGGCCGAUUGUACCCACGGGGAGAUGAUUCCUCAUGAAGCACCUGGAUCCCCUACAGAAAUCAAAUGUGACUUUCCAUUUAUCAGACUAAAAUCCGAGCCAGCCAGCCAGUGAAGCAGUCACCGUGGAGGGGGCACGGCGAAAAAUGAAACCCAACCAAGAAAGGAGCAACGAAUGCCUGCCUCCCAAGAAACGCGAGAUCCCCGCCACCAGCCGGCCUUCCGAGGAGAAGGCCACGGCCCCGCCGCACGACAACCACCGGGCGGAGGGCUUGGCAUGGCUGGCCGGCAACGGUGGCGGCCAGGGCCACGGGGGUGGGCGGCACGGGCCGGCCGGGGCUGCUGUGGACCUCGGUUUACCCCAGGGAAUAGGUUUACACAAAUCGUUGUCCACGGGGCUGGACUGCUCCCCGCCCAGCGCUCCCCGGUCGGUCCCGGCGACCACCACGCUGCCCACCGUGUACCCCCCACCGCGGUCGGGGACCCCCGUCUCUCCCGUGCAGUACGCACACCUGCCGCACACUUUCCAGUUCAUCGGGUCCUCCCAGUACAGCGGGCCCUACGCCGGCUUCAUCCCCUCCCAGCUCAUCUCCCCGGCAGCCCACCCCGCCACCAGCGCGGGGGCCUCCGCCGCCAUGGCCACCACCCCGUCCCAGCGCUCCCAGCUGGAGGCUUAUUCCACCCUGCUGGCCAACAUGGGCGGCCUGAGCCAGGCCUCGGCGCACAAGGUUGAGCCGCCCCAGCACCUCAGCAGGACGCCAGGGCUCGUCGCCGCGGGGUCCCCGCCGCCCGCCCAGCAGAACCAGUACGUCCACAUCUCCAGCUCGCCGCAGAGCGCCGGGCGCACCGCCUCCCCGCCGGCCCUCCCCGUCCACCUGCACCCCCACCAGCCGAUGAUACCCCACACGCUCACCCUGGGGCCCUCCUCCCAGGUGGUCGUGCAGUACUCGGACGCCGGCGGUCACUUCGUCCCACGGGAAGCCGCCAAGAAAGCCGAGAGCAGCAGGCUGCAGCAGGCCAUGCAGGCCAAGGAGAUGCUCAACGGCGAGAUGGAGAAGGGCCGCCGGUACGCCGGGCCCCCCUCGGCGGAGCUGGGCCUGGGCAAGGCCGGCGGUAAGUCGGCGCACGCCUACGAGUCCAGGCACAUGGUGGUGCACCCCAGCCCUGCCGAUUACGGCGCUGCGAGGGAUCCGUCCGGCGUCCGGGCCUCUGUGAUGGUCCUGCCCAACAGCGGCGCCCCCGCGGCGGACCUGGAGACGCCGCAGAGCGCGCACCGGGAGGCGUCUCCCUCCACCCUCAACGACAAAGGCGGCCUGCACCUGGGGAAGGCCGGCCACCGCUCCUACGCGCUGUCACCGCAGCAGGCGCUGGGCCCUGAGGGGGUGAAGGCCGCCGUCGCCACGCUGUCGCCCCACACGGUCAUCCAGACGACGCACAGCGCGUCCGAGCCGCUCCCGGUGGGCCUGCCGGCCACGGCCUUCUACGCGGGGCCCCAGCCGCCGGUCAUCGGCUACCUGAGCAGCGGCCAGCAGCAGGCGAUCACGUACGCCAGCAGCCUGCCCCAGCACCUGGUGAUCCCCGGCACCCAGCCCCUGCUCAUCCCAGUCGGCGGCGCCGACAUGGAGGCGCCGGGAGCGGCCCCCGGGAUGGCCACGUCCUCGCCUCAGUUCGCUGCAGUGCCUCACACCUUCGUCACGACCGCCGUGCCCAAGGGCGAGAACUUCACCCCGGAGGCGCUGGCCACACCGGCCGCCUACCCGGCCAUGGUGCAGGCGCAGAUCCACCUGCCCGUGGUGCAGUCGGUGGCGGCCCCGGCCGCUCCGCCCACGCUGCCUCCCUACUUCAUGAAAGGCUCCAUCAUCCAGCUGGCCAACGGGGAGCUGAAGAAGGUGGAGGACUUGAAAACGGAAGACUUCAUCCAGAGCGCCGAGAUCAGCAACGAUCUCAAGAUCGACUCCAGCACCGUGGAGAGGAUCGAGGACAGCCACAGCCCGGGCUGCGCCGUGAUACAGUUUGCAGUCGGGGAGCACCGAGCACAGGUCAGCGUGGAAGUUUUGGUAGAGUAUCCUUUUUUUGUGUUUGGACAGGGCUGGUCAUCUUGCUCUCCAGAGAGAACCAGCCAGCUCUUUGAUUUGCCGUGUUCCAAACUCUCAGUUGGGGAUGUCUGCAUCUCACUUACCCUCAAGACCCUGAAGAACGGCUCUGUUAAAAAGGGCCAGUCUGUGGAUCCCGCCAGCGUCCUGCUGAAGCACUCAAAGACCGACAGCCUCGCCGACAGUAGACUUAGGAGCGCUGAGCAGGAAAACGGAAUCAAUCAGGGAAGUGCCCAGAUGCUCUCGGAGAACGGCGAACUGAAGUUUCCGGAGAAAACAGGAUUGCCCACAGCACCCUUGCUCACCAAAAUAGAACCCAGCAAGCCCGCGGCGACGAGGAAGAGGAGGUGGUCUGCGCCGGAGACCCGCAAACUGGAGAAGUCAGAAGAUGAACCACCUUUGACUCUUCCUAAGCCUUCUCUAAUUCCUCAGGAGGUUAAGAUUUGCAUUGAAGGCCGGUCUAACGUAGGCAAGUAAAGGCAGUGUGGGGCAAGGGGGGAAGGAAAUUCGGCUCACCCUUGUCAUUUUUAUCCAGAUUACUGUACUGUAGGCUAAAUAACACAGUAUUUACAUGUUAUCUUCUUAUUUUUAGGUUUCUGUUAUAACCUUGUCAUUAGAGUUACAGGUGGUGUUUUGCAGGAGACUGGUGCAUAUGCUUUUUCUGCGAGUGUUUGUCCGUGACUGGGCAGGGACAGCCAGGGCUCCAGGCAUCCUGUAUGGAAGGGAAUGUGGCCCCAGAGCUCCUGCCUUUUUUAGCAGCACAGAAACACCCGACAGACAGCCGCUGUCUUCUGCAAGCUGCACGAGGGAGGCCCAUGGGAAGGGAACCGCAGUGAAUGCGCACAGGCAUGGGGGGCGGGUGCCAUGGCGAGUGAGGGUCUCUUUCUCUCUGCCUCCCUCUGUCUCUCUCACUUGCUCUCAGCAGGGGAUUGCAGCUCCCAAGCAAUGUCAUUAUGAGGUUCUCACAUACAAAAUAAACAUCGAGAACCCAGCAUCAAGGUAUCCUAGAGCCUAGGCAUCAGGCAUCAGAUGGAAAGCUAACCUUUUAAAAGAACAUUUGUUUUUUCCUCCGUGUUUCACAAUAAAAGCAACUUUUACUUAUAUAGAUAUAUAUUUCCCCCUAUGGGGCCUGACUGCACUGAUAUAUAUUUUUUUUUUUUUUUAAAAAAAAAAAGCAACUGCCACAUAUGGGAUUGCAUUUCUGCUUUGCUAGUGCAGUGAUUUUUGCCAGGGUGUCUUGGUGGGCAGAGAGCCUCUGCUUGCAGUGCCCCACCUGGAGAGGGUGGGGAGCCAGGGUUGGGGAGACAGCGACACCCACUCUGGUUUCCAUGCAGUGUUAGGAAAACUAAUCAGGUUUUUGCAUUGACUUCGCUCCCAAGAGGUAGCUGCAGACUGCCCUUCGGUGAGAGCAGCCGAAGCUCUUUGCAUCGAGUUUGCAAAUCUUUUGUCUUUUAACUCUAGUACUGUUUAUAGUUCAUGCCUAUGGACAACUCGGGUGCCACUUUUUUUUCAGAUUCCAAUCUGACAUUAAGGAAUUAGAUUUUGAAGAUGAGCAUAUAUUACUAUCUCUAGGCACUUAAAAUGCUGUUCACACAUUGUUACCAAGCAACUUGGUCUGUCAUUCAACAAGUACUGUAUCUCACUUUAAACUGUUUGGGAAGAAAAGAAAAUAAUGAGUUGCUUUCUUUUUUCAACACUGUAACUACAUUUCAGCUCUGCAGAGUUUCUCACGAGCAAGAUAUUGGAAGUUUCAAUGUGGUUUUAAAGGGAUGAAUGUGAAUUUUGACCUAGUAUGUGACAAUAAUGACCACCAAGUACUACCUGACAGGAGGCACUUUUCACUUUGAUAUUUGAGAAAGAGUUAAAGGCAUAUGCAGAGCGGUCAGAGAAAACGGAGAGAAAAGGGAUGGAGGAAAAAAAUACUCAUUUUUGUCCAGUGUUUUUCUUUUUGAGAUGAACUUUUAAAGAACCUUGCAAUUUGCACAUCUUGAGUUCAUAAUUUGUGUGAUAUUCCUGCAGUUUUUAUCCAGUAACAUUGUGGGAAAGGUUUGGGGGACUGAACGAGCAUAAAUAAAUGUAGCAAUUACUUUCUAACCUGCCUAAACUCUAGGCCAUUUUAGAAGGUUAUGUUCCUUUCACAGUUCAUUUUGGUCUUUCUUCUACUUCUGUCACAAAGAACCAGGUCUUAGCAGGACAACUCUGAGAAUUUUCUUCAGAUUCAUUGAGAGAGUUUUCUGUAAAGACAUUUCUAUAUGCGAGCAAGUUAUUUUUUAAACAAUUACUUUAUUAUUGUUGUUAUUCAUGCUAUCUUAGGAAUGACCUUUUUGUUCAUUUUCCAUUUGAAAUCAAAUAAAGAUUUAAGAUUUGGUACAAACCCAGAAAGGGUUUUUUAUGGUUUAAAUCUUUCAUUUCCAGACACCUGAAAUAUUUUGUGGGUUUUGAGUGUGCCUCCUAAAGUGCUUUCAAAAAAAAAAAAAAAACAGUUUUAUAAAUCAGGAGUAAUUUUUGAACAUUCUUACGUAGAAUAAUGGCUGCAACUAAUCUAAACAAAUACUUACCUGAUUUUUCUUUUACCGUUGAAAAUAGGACUUGCUCUUGCAUUUCACAAAUUUUAAAAAUCUAACAUAAAUCCACAUUUUGGCUAUCUUGCAUUACUGUACCUUUAGCUCUCACCAGAACUAAUGACUUUUGCAGACCAUUUUCUGGGGUGUACCAAAACAAACAAGAUGACUCCGUUUGGCAGAGCUAGAACGGUUCCUUGACUCUCCUUGCAUUUUGUUACUCUCUCAGCAUCCAACAGAGUGCUGAGUGGGCCCAUUCUUGCAGUCACAUUGCUUUGUUAAUGCUGUAUUUUUUUUAAUGUUUCUGUCCAGAGAACUUGCUUAAUCUUCCACAUACUCUGCUCAGGGCACUUGCAAUUAUUAGGUUCUGUUUUUCUUAUUGUUUCUUAACCUUUGAUGGUAAGAGGAUUAUGGGGCUGCCAUAUAGACUUUGUUCUCUUCAGUACCACUCUUUACAGCAAGCCAUGUGGGAUCAGAGAAACACACACCACCUUUUGGCUCACAAGGAAGUAGAGCACUGAACUGACUGGAUCCAUUCAACCAACACUAAAAUGGGAAAAUAUUCACAGUUUGGAGCAAUAGGAACAUCAACAUAACUUACAUGCUUCUCUUUCAGGUAUAGGAAUUAUAAAAUAAUUGGUUCUCUCUAAGCAUUGUCCCAUUUCAUUCUCUUGCUUUUUUUUUUUUUUUUUUAGCAUAUGCAAUACUUUCUGUGCCAAUAUAGUCUCACCAGUGUGUUAGCGGUUAAAGCUCAUGUUGGCUUUUUCCUUGUUUGGUCCAUCUUCCCUGACUUGUCCAAAACCUGUUCUGGCCAGAGAAGGGCUGGAGGGAAGGAGCCAGGGAGGGGAAAACUCCAGUUGUCCUCUGCUGUGGAUGCCCCGUGAGUGCCAGGCAGGGAGCCUCGAGAAGCCCUGUUCGUCUGUUGCCACCUUGCAGCAAAAGCAAGGAAAAAGAUGCAGUUGCCCCUGUCACUGCAAGGAACUGUGGAUGUGGAGCGUGGAGAGGAAGGAGCCAGAUUCAUUUCUGAAAACGCUCUCUGGAGCAGAUAAGCCAGGAGCCAGCCCAUUUGCCACAGUCUUUUCUGCAAGUGGACAAGCCCCUCCUCAGGGUCCCUUUCAUGGGACUUUGAGCCACGACUCUGAGUGCAGGCAGGUAGGGUGGCUGGGUGUCCAUACAUAUCCUGAGCGUGCCAGCCAGUGGCCGCGGAGGGGACCGCCCUGCCAGCAGCGGUCACCCCACUUCGCAGCAGCUUUCUCUUCAAAUAGGAAGAACACCCCAAUGACAGGGAGCCUCCUUUUGUUUGUAGACAUCGGUGAGCCCCAUGGCUCCCAAAGCAGCUGUUGUCACUGCUCAGGAGUAUAGCAAACAAAGACAGGGACAGAAAUUCAAUGCCAUUCAGCUUACAAGGAUCAGCCGUGUGCCUCUGUACUAUGUUCUUUGCAAUAGUAACUGACCGCCGUCUUUAGUUCUGACUCCUUUCCUGUUUUUCAUUUUCAAACUAACAACAGCAGGCCUUUUCGUUUACAAUGGAACACAAUCACCAAGAAGUCAGUCAGGGUGAAAAGAAAAAAAAAUAAUAAACCAACAAACAAGAACCUCUCUUUAUAGGGAUUUCUAAAUAUAUAAAAUGACUGUUCCUUAGAAUGUUUAAGUUGAGUGUUAUUUCGGUUUAUCUGGGCCACACAGGUGCGGGGUGGGGUGGGGGUACAGAGAUCGAUGCCACUUACCUCAAAUCUUUGUAAAUGAAAAUCCAAAUCGCAUUUGCAUUUGAACUUUUAGGAUAAUUUUCUAUGUUGGUCCAUUUUUUGUUUUGUUUUGGUUUGUUUUCCCCAACUCACCCAGUUUGGUUUGGGAUGGUUGGACUCUCUUUGCUGUUGAUCCCAUUUGUAACUCUGAAUGGUGACCCUGUUUUUGGUUACGUGAGUGUGUUGGGGUCUCCCCACCCCCAACCAGGAAGUGGCGUCACUUCUCUGUCUCCCCCACAAGGAACUCUGCGGAACCUUUCACACCUCUUACUCAGGGAUGGGGCUGGCGUGCGUGUGGUACACUGACGUGUUGAGAAGCAGCACUUUGACUGCUCUGGAGUAGGGUUGUACAAUUUCAAGGAAUGUUUGGAUUUCCUGCAUCUUAUGGAUUCCUCCUUAGACACUGCAUAGAUUGCAAUAUAAUGCUGCAUGUUCAGGAUGAACGGUAGCUCCUAGUAAUUAUAAAAUCCACUCUUUGCACAUAGUUUGAUCUUUACUGAAAUAUGUUGCCAAAAUUUAUUUUUGUUGUACCUUUGGGAAAAAAAAUUUUUUUUUUAAGGAAACAAAUGAUAAUACCCUUUAACAUCUGUGACUACUAAGAAGACCUGUUUUUUUUUGUAGAGAGAAAAAUAUCUCAGAUGCUUUUGAAGACACUAAUGCCAUACUAUUUCAGAAAUGGGUGGAGCAAAGCUCUUGGGAUGGAAGGCCAAGCGUUUUGAGCUGUGUUGGUUGUCAAGGUUACUGUUUCAUGAACAGCAGCUCAACAAACUGUGGUCUGUUCUCUCCUGAAAACCCUUUGUGAUUCCUGUUUCCUAGUCACCCGCGAUGAUUCCAGGUGAAAAUAGGGCCUGCCGUCUCCGUGGCCCAAUCCAGUUUCUUCAGUGGUGAUUCGAAAGGAAAAGGAAUUACAUUUUUUUUUUCCUUUGGUUUUGUUUUUACAGUGGUGUGGACUGCUUUGCUUCCACAUUUGUGUUUUUAACCCAGAAUUUCUGAAAUAGAAAAUCUAAGAAUACAUCAAGUAAUAAAUAUACAGAGAAUAUACUUUUUUAUAAAGCACAUGCAUAUGCUAUUGUGUGGGGUUGGUUUCCUCUCUUUUUCCAGUGUUGUGUUUCUGUUGAUAGGGAAAAUUCCAAACAACUUGCACAUCUCUACUCCGGAGCUGGAAUUUCUUUUACAUAGAUGACCUCGCUUCAGAUAUGUUACCUUACUGAUAGAAUCUUUUCUUGUAGCACUAUACCUUGUGGGAAUUUUUUUUUUUUUUUUUAAUGUACACCUAAUUUGAGAAGCUGAAGAAAUAAAAUUUUUUAAGCACUCACUUUGAGGAGUACAGGUAAUGUUUUAAAAAAUUGCACAAAAGAAAAAUGAAUGUUGAAAUGAUUCAGUGAGAGAGAUGAAUCUGUUGAGACAAUGAGUUUCACGCCUUGUUUGUAAAAAAAAAAAAAAAAUUUUAAAGUUACAUGUGUUUUUUUGUAUAUAGAAAUCUGUCGUGUCUAAAUGAUCAAAUUUGUAUGGUUAUGGCCUGGAAGAAUUACUACGUAAAAGGCUCUUAAACUAUACCUAUGCUUACUGUUAUGUUUAUGUUACAUACUGCCCUCUUUUGAGAGAGGGGAACUCUGUAUUCUGCUAUUUGAGAAUAUUGUUCAUUCCUAUGCUGAAAGUACUUCUCUGAGCUCCCUUCUUUAGUUUAAACUCUUAAGCCAUCGCAACUCCGUUUUCUUCAGAGAUGACAUCAUGUCUGACAUUUUCAGCACUUCUUGUUCCAAUAAACCCAAAGAAUAUAAUCCUGGACAAGAAGUGUUCAUAACAAGGAAUCCUAGCUACCAAUUAAAAAGGACUCAUUAUGGGGUCAAAAGGAAAAAAAGUUCAGCCUUUCCCCCCACUCACACGUCAUUUAAAUGGGUGGUAAAACAAAUUUAAAUGCCUCCUUUUACUUUAGUUUCAUUUUGAGUUUUUUGUAAUAUUAAGAGGCCAAAAUAAAUAUGAAGCAACUUCUCAGAAGAGCCCUAUUUCUGCCCCCAAAUCAAGUUGGACGACUGGGGGUGGGGGUGGAUAUUAAACAAACCCACCUACAAUUCUUAAAUUCAGAAUCGCAUCCCCUCCCUUGUUGGUAAAUGCCCUUGUCCUGGCAGCAAACAUUCACCUGUACAAUGAAAGAAGAGAGGGAGGGUGGCAGGGAAGAGUGACUUCUGUUUUCCAGGACCCCAGGCCUUGCAUCCUCAUAGUUCAACUGUGUUUAAAUGAAGUGCAUUUGGCCAAUAGGUAGUAUCUAUACAAUAACAGUCUCUAAGAAUUUCCGUAACUUUUCUUCUCUGAAAGAACUCAAGUCUUCCACUGCAGGUAAAUUGGAGACUUCAUCCCAGUUUUCUUUCCCUUUGGUUCAUUUGUUCGUUUGCUGUCUGGAUGGUCAGUGAGAUCCUCCUUUUCCGUGGCCAACCCAAAGGCCUUCGUUGGAAGCGUUGUUUACAGUAAUCCUGAGAUGACAUCCUGUCCCCCAAAAUACCAAGGCGACACUAACUUAGAGCUGUUGUCUUGCAAGAGCAAUUACCAAGAAGCUGGGUCCGUAGGUCUCCUCUGGUUCUUAGGUGGCCCACCACUCUCUCUUAUUAGCCGGGCCAGCAGUGGGGUAAAUGCUUGAACCAGUGACUGCUCCAUGUGGUGUGUGCUCCCUAGUUCGUCGGUUCGGUUCUAUGGAUGCUGCCUGAUUGGCCAUUGCUUCUUCCUCCCCAGCCUGCACUGCUCAGCUGUAAACCCAAACGCCAGGUCAAUGGAAGGGAGAUGUCAGUAGUCCUGUCAGUAUUGGUGGUGGCCUUUGUCCUCAUUUCUAGCCAGUGGAGUCAAGGCCCCAGAGCCACCCCUGAGAUUUGUCCACUGGAUGCUUUAGUAUGGGAGCAUCAACUACCACACUUCCAACCCCCUUCUUCCACAGGCCCAGGGAAAAAGAGACACUAGAUCUUGGUUUAAGGGCCCUUGCAGACUGACGUGGCCAGUACAGAGGAGAACUAGGGAAGGAACGUUGUUUUGCACCUUAUUGAAAAGAAAAUUUUAAGUGCAUACAUAGUUAAGAGCUUUUAUUGUGACAGAACUUUUUUCCAUAUGCGUGCAUACUCUCUGUAAUUCCAGUGUAAAAUAUUGUACUUGCACUAGCUUUUUUAAAACAAAUAUUAAAAAAAAAAAAUGGAAGAAUUCAUAUUCUAUUUUCUAAUCGUGGUGUGUCUAUUUGUAGGAUACACUCGAGUCUGUUUAUUGAAUUUUAUGGUCCCUUUCUUUGAUGGUGCUUGCAGGUUUUUUAGGUAGAAAUUAUUUCAUUAUAAUAAAACAAUGUUUGAUUCAGAAUUUGAACAAAAUUGUUUUAAAUAAAUUGUCUGUAUACCAGUACAAGUUUAUUGUUUCAGUAUACUCGUACUAAUAAAAAUAACAGUGCCAAUUG
This is a messenger RNA of Choloepus didactylus (southern two-toed sloth), 11828 nucleotides long. It is a transcript of the gene ATXN1, whose product is annotated as ataxin 1. The record is from RefSeq and is a predicted model, not a curated record. Bases 2149 to 4572 code for a protein of 807 amino acids. The transcript is spliced from 10 exons. NCBI's taxonomy places the organism in Eukaryota, Metazoa, Chordata, Mammalia, Pilosa, Megalonychidae. Gene Ontology annotation, biological process: nervous system development; negative regulation of transcription by RNA polymerase II. Gene Ontology annotation, cellular component: nucleus. Gene Ontology annotation, molecular function: RNA binding; protein binding.